Molecule: messenger RNA, 1559 nt
Organism: Ceraceosorus guamensis
Lineage: Eukaryota; Fungi; Basidiomycota; Exobasidiomycetes; Ceraceosorales; Ceraceosoraceae
Exons: 6
Coding region: 251-1273 (340 amino acids)
Source: RefSeq, a predicted model, not a curated record
AGACGGUCAUCAUCACCCGUUCACCCGUCGUCUGCACUCCAUUCACUGUGUAGCUACCAUCAAUACACGUCCCUUCUCCCUCCCCACAACUGCCUGCGUCUCUCAACCACUCACUGCGACGCGGCAAAUCAAUCCGUUGCUGUGCCGAGGUACACUGCCUUUUCCGCCGCUCGUAUCACCUCGCGCCACCUCUCUGUCGCUCCCACAGCGCUCAGAUAGCCGUCUACCUUUUGCUAAGUGGACAUUGUUCAUGAUGGCGGGAUUUGCGCACAAGACACCAAUCGGCUCGAGCGACCCACACGGGACAUAUCGGCUCGUGUUGCUCGGCAUUCCUGUUCUCGCCCUCUUUGCUUUCAUUGCAGGUGUGCUGGGUGCUUACUCGGCGGGGCAGAUCGGCAAGCUGGAAGAUGCAGUGGACGACCUCGGCGUUCGAUACAGCGGGUUCAGAGAUGGUGGCUGGGGCCUGAUUGCAUUCAUUGGCCUGUUCACCUUCCUGUGGGGCUCGGCGGUGACAGUGCUAUCGUUGUUGCCUGUCGGCGGCGCAAAGGGAGCUACACCUUCCAGUGCUGUACGAUGGGUCGUCGGACCGCUCGGCGUGGCAGGCAUCUUGGCCUUUGUCUGGCUGCUCUUCCUGAUUGGGGCCGCUUACUCGUCCAGCGGAGGCACAUGCUCUAGCCUCGCUGAUGUUAUCGCUGAUCGGCUCAUUGGAGACUCGCAUUUUUGCGGCACAAUCAAGGCCACAGUAGCAUUUGCGUGGAUCUCUUGGGUAAUCUCGUUCGUCUUGCUCGCUGCUGCCACUUUGCUUGCGCUCAAGGUCCCUCGUUCGCACGGAGGUCUGGCAUCCGAUAGUGCGGCUGGCGCAGGAGCCGCAGGCGCGGGAGCAUACGCGUCUGAGCCUAAGGAUCAAGAGUCGGCAGCAAAUACGUAUCCACCAGCGCCCACCGCAGGCCGAGAAAAUCACAGCAGCUAUCCGACAGCAGCAAGCAGUGUGACAGGUCCUCAGUCCGAAGUGACGAGGGCAGACGACUAUCCCAGCGCUCCUCCUUCUUUUCCCCUACCUCAACCCACUGGUCACGCGGGGUCACCAGCCUCGCCAUCUUUGAGAGCCCCGCCUAGAAGCGAGAUCACAGCCGCUGAGUCUUCGGACCAUGGAGACUCGACUUCCCCGCCCAGAGCUCCUUCGAGCGUCGGCACCGCUCCUACGACAGUAGCGAGCCCUCUUGGUAGCGCUCGUCCUACUCUGCCGCCCACAGGAGAGAUCAUGCAAGCUUGAGCGAGCAGGCUUGUCGCGAUACAUGAUCUUCACCACACACCGGCGGUAUUCUGACAAAAUGAUCGACAUGUCUCACUGCCUCUUGCGCAUUGAUGCUCGCUGUGCCAGCCCAGCGAAGUCGAACUUCCAUACCCUCUUCGUGCUGCCUCACCUCUGCGCCGUUGUCGUUCUGGACACGAUCAGAUCCGGCUCUACUUCAACUUGUGUACCACCACAUAUUUGCAAUGAGCUGUAAUCAGAUCCCCGACGCAGUCUUUUAUCCAGUGAAUGACCAAUCAUCUCUCGA